Xenopus laevis (African clawed frog) is the source of this 1061-nucleotide messenger RNA. It is a transcript of the gene fam174a.L, whose product is annotated as family with sequence similarity 174 member A L homeolog. Gene Ontology annotation, cellular component: membrane. The record is from RefSeq and is a predicted model, not a curated record. The coding region runs from base 200 to 646 and encodes 148 amino acids. Lineage: Eukaryota; Metazoa; Chordata; Amphibia; Anura; Pipidae. The transcript is spliced from 3 exons.
GACGUAGGAUAGGACGUGUCUAUAGCGGAAGUAGGUGCUGCUUGGCAACAAGGCUGUUUGAUCCGGAAGCCGGAACUACCUAUGUGUACGAAGUGUACUGACUCGUCUGGUGCUGAUCAAGUCUCAGCGGGACUGGGGUAUUCUGUUGUAGCGCCAGCCCUCCCCUAGCCGGGAAAGGGCACGAGGUGCAGUUGGGAACAUGGGGCUUUACGGCUACAUCAUGUCGCUAUGCUCGGCUGGAGGAAUGCUAUUGGCGUUACUCACCUUAAGUCUUUUCAGUGACGUGGGUUUUGCUGUUAAUGCUCCUACUGCAUCCCCUGCCUUCCCUACCGGUCAGCUCCCUCACAUUUCUAAGAAGGGAAACAGCUCGAGCACUAUUGCCGGGGGAGCUUUGGCUACUGUACCUUCUGCUGAAUCGCCCAACAAGCCCCGGACACAGAGGGCCCUUGUGGUGCUUGUGUUGGUUAGCGCUGCCGUUGUUGCUUAUUUUGUCAUAAGGACAAUGAGAACUAGAAGAAAAAAUAAGAAAACAAGGAAAUAUGGUGUUUUGGAUGCAAACUUAGGAAACAUGGAAUUAACUCCACUGGAGCAAGAUGAUGAUGACGACGAUGACACAUUAUUUGAUGCCAAUCAACCUCGUAGGUAAAAGCCUUAAAACUGUGGAUUAGGUGUCCCUGUUUUGGAAAAAAAACUGGAUGAAGAGCUACACUAGAAAUAUGUUGCAUCAAGCAUAUGCAAACCAAUCUCUUGCAGCAAAAUUAAAUUUUGUACCAAUAUUCUGAAAGUAUAACUCCAAAUCUUAUAUUUGAAGAAAUCGUAUUUAAGAUUUUUUUUUUUCAAAUACUGUGACUUACUGUGACAUAAUUUUUAUGGUUCUUUUUGUAUAUACGUUGUCAUUUUUUUCUACCACUAUUUUAAAAGAAAUGUUAAAUAUUUUAGAGGUAUUUCCAUUUCAAAAUAUGUUCACCCCUAUUUAUCAAAUAUAAACAUGUUAGAAAUGCGCACUGUAAAUUUUGCAUGCAUGUCUGUAUAUACUGCAAUAAAAUAAAUAUUAGAAUAUA